AUGCAUGACCUCCUCGUCGCAGAGAAGCCUACGGCAGUGAUCGUAGCAGAAGCCAACACGACAAAGUCCUCGCCCACUCUCUUUGGCCAGGUGGUCGUUGUGGAUGACCCCCUGACCGAAGGGCCGGAGCUUACAUCACAAGUUAUUGGUAAGGCGCAAGGCCUGUAUGCUCCCUCGUCCCAAAGUGAGAUCAGUCUGUUCGAAGCCGUCAAUUUCGUAUUCACAGAUGGCAAGUUCAAUGGUAGUACUCUCACUGUCAUGGGAAGGAACACAAUUUUGCAUACGGUGAGAGAGCUGUCGAUUAUUGGAGGUAGUGGAACCUUCCGCCUCGCUCAUGGCUACAUUCUUAAACAAACCUACUCCUUAGAUACAACAACUGGGAAUGCUGUACUCUACUACAAUGUAACCGUUAUCCACUACUGA
Molecule: messenger RNA, 423 nt
Organism: Amborella trichopoda
Lineage: Eukaryota; Viridiplantae; Streptophyta; Magnoliopsida; Amborellales; Amborellaceae
Product: dirigent protein 22
Source: RefSeq, a predicted model, not a curated record